Messenger RNA from Loa loa (African eye worm), 1131 nucleotides. RefSeq lists its product as hypothetical. Gene Ontology annotation, cellular component: membrane. NCBI's taxonomy places the organism in Eukaryota, Metazoa, Nematoda, Chromadorea, Rhabditida, Onchocercidae. The record is from RefSeq and is a predicted model, not a curated record. Gene Ontology annotation, molecular function: iron ion transmembrane transporter activity. The transcript has 8 exons. The coding region runs from base 1 to 1131 and encodes 376 amino acids. Gene Ontology annotation, biological process: iron ion transmembrane transport.
AUGGCAUUUACCAAAGAUUGGAUUGUUGUAAUAACUAAAAAAGAUCAAUUAUCACUAUCUGCUGCAAAUGCAUGGAUGAAAACGAUCGAUUUGUCAUCAUCCAUAGUGUCACCCUUUACAGCUGGUUACAUUAUCAACACAAUUAGUUACCGCUUUGCAUGUGGGAUAUUUGUAGGAUGGAAUUUGUUAUCGGUAUUUGUGGAGGCUUAUAUUAUCAUCAAAGUUUACAAUACUGUACCAGAACUUACUACAAGAGAAUCAUUAUCCACUCCUGAUGAACAAACAAAAAUUAAAUGUUGUAAAAAGUGUCCAUGUUUCAUACAAUAUACAAUUGGCAAAUGGUUUACAUUAUUUUACAUUUAUUAUCAACAAAAUGUUUUUCUGGCCGCAUUUGGCUUAACCUUACUAUAUAUGACUGUGCUUGGAUUUGAUGGCAUAGCUAUUGGUUAUGCAAAAUCACAAGGUUUAUCAGCGUUAUGGUUAGGCAUUUUGCGAAGUACUGGUGCUGCUUUUGGUAUUAUUGGUGCAUAUUUGUAUUCUCUUAUCGAAAUUCAUUCUUCGGCAAGAAAAUCCGGAUUGAUUGGUCUGAUUGCACAACAUUUGGCUCUAUAUAUUUGUAUUGUAUCUAUUUGGUUACCUGGCUCACCAUUUGAUCCACUUACAUAUUUUAGAGAAAUUACUUUUGCUAUUUGGUGGCAACAAUUAAAAGAUAGUUUUACAUUUAUCACCAAUAAAAAUCAAAGUGAAACGGGCUCAAAUAACAUUGACUGGUCAACAUGGACAUCAAAUGGACAUUCCAUCAUUAGCGUUUUCACAUUGCUUGUAGGUAUAGCAACAGCAAGAUUAGGCUUAUAUAUGGCAGAUUUGUCAAUCUCACAGAUUAUGCAAGAUACAGUACCGGAAAGGGAACGUAAUACUGUCUUCGGUGUACAAGAUUCGAUAGCACAUUUCUUCAGUGUACUCAAAGAUGUAAUGACCAUAAUAGUACCGGAUCCAAAAACAUUUGGCAUACUUAUCAUUAUAUCCGUAUUAUUUGUAUUCAGUGGAUUCCUAAGCUUUUGCUGCUACUUACUUACAGUAAAUUCUGAUCUAAAAUUUGGAACAAUAGAAAAACUAUCACAGCUAAAAUGA